Molecule: messenger RNA, 5148 nt
Organism: Spinacia oleracea (spinach)
Lineage: Eukaryota; Viridiplantae; Streptophyta; Magnoliopsida; Caryophyllales; Amaranthaceae
Product: putative wall-associated receptor kinase-like 16
Exons: 3
Coding region: 2323-4536 (737 amino acids)
Biological process (GO): protein phosphorylation; cell surface receptor signaling pathway
Cellular component (GO): plasma membrane
Molecular function (GO): polysaccharide binding; protein serine/threonine kinase activity; ATP binding
Source: RefSeq, a predicted model, not a curated record
UAUGAGCCUUAAAUUACAAUGGAUGAACACUAGCUUGUCAGCACGAAGUGCAUUGAGGCGAUUUCUUUUAAUGUUGUGAAUAUAAGAAUAUGUACUCCAAACCCGCUCACCCGAAAACUUGUAAUUGGUUGUGAUAGAACUCUUAUUGCGACUUCUGUAACUCUGGAGUUUCGGAGCCGUAGGUGGACCACCAAGCAAUAGGUGUCAUUGUCACCGCAUUCAAAUAUCCCUUGCUUCCCUUGAAAUAUGGCAAUUUGUUCCCUAAAUAGACUUCUCUCAUUUGCAUCUUCUCUUAUUUUAUCCAAUGCUUGGAGGUAUCCUUGAGCCACCUCUUUAUCAAAAUUGGGCGCUCUCCUUUGUACUCCCCUAGGUGCAACAGUUUUAAGAUAGUUUGAGUCGUAAUACAAAGGAUUGAGAGCAUUUCCAAGAUAGUGCAUUGGAAUGUUCAUCUUUUCCCAACGUGCAAGCAAGAUUUUCUCCACCUUUUCUUUGUUUUCUUCCGUUUGUUGUUUCUCAUAAUAUCAUUGAUUUCUUCAAUCAUACAAUCCAUUCUCUCAUACACUUCGCCCAUCUUUUGUCCUUCUCCGUCAGCAAACUUGAUCAUUAAAUAAAUAGGCUUAGUAAUAACCAAUUUAUUGUCUUGGAAAUCUUGCUUGCACGUUGGGAAAAGAUGAACAUUCCAAUGUACUGUCUUGGAAAUGCUCUAAAUCCUUUAUGUUAUGACUCAAACUAUCUUAAAACUGUUGCACCCGGUGGAGUACAAAGGAGAGCACCCAAUUUUGAUAAAGAGGUGGCUCAAGGAUACCUCCAAGCAUUGGAUAAAAUAAGAGAAGAUGCAAAUGAGAGAAGUCUGUUUAGGGAGCAAAUUGCCAUAUUUCAAGGAAAGCAAGGGAUAUUUGGGACAGCAGCAGCUAAGGCAGAUGCGGUGACAAUGAUACCUAUCGCUUGGUAGUCCACCUAUGGCUCCAGAAGUUGCAAUAAGAGUUCUAUCACAGCCAAUUACAAGUUCUUCGGCUGAGCGGGUUUGGAGUACAUAUUCUUAUAUUCACAACAUUAAAAGAAAUUGUUUCAAUGCACUUCGUGCUGAAAAGUUAGUGUUCAUCCAUUGUAAUUUAAGAAUCAUAUCCUGCUUCACAUCAUGCUACAAAACCGGCGCUUCUAGGAUGUGGGAUAUUGAUCCCGAGAACUCUUGUGUGGAAGAUUCUACUGUUAGAUUGCUCGACUUAAGGUUGGUGGAUGUUGACGAAGGAGGAGCAGGUUCUAAGUGGAAGAGAAACUAGGCAUAGGUUUAUUUUCUGGUUUUCUAACGUUGCUUUAAUGUUUUGUAUGCUGAAUUAUGUAGUUGUAGUUUUGCUCUUUGCUGCUUAAUGUUUUGUAUGCUGAAUUAUGAAGGUGUAGUUUUGCUCUUUGCUAUUAUUGAUCAAUCGUAAUAUCGUACUACUGUAUUAGAGAUUGAAACUUUUGAGUUAAUGAAAUAUGAAUUUCUGGUUGUUAUAUACUUCUAUUGCUCAAGUUUUGUAUCAUAAAAUUUAAAUUCCAAAAAAAUAAAAUAACCCAUCGUUCCGGGAACUUGGAGGGGCAGCGUUCCCGUACCACGUUCCUUGUAACAAUGGUACUUUAUCCCCUUUAUUUGUGGUACAUGUACUUGAGUUUUAAUUCAAUUUCGUUUAUCGCCUCUAAUGAAGGGAAUAAUUGUAGAUGAUUCCACCUAUUAUAAAAAGGUGAAAGCUUAUACACUAAGUCCAACUUUUGCAGUAAUUUCGGCAGCCCUUUUCUUUAAGGCCAUGUUUGAUUGAAGGGAAAAUUAUUUUCCUAGUUAAUCUUUAACUCAUUUUGGUCUGUAAAGCAGAAUAAGAAAACACAUUUUACGAACAUUCCUUGGAAUUAGUAAAGGAUAGAUAACUAAAACAGAAAAAGGGAAAAAAAUAAGUCAACUGUAUAAGGUACAUCAGCAUAGAAAAAUAUAAAGUUGCCGUAAACUCAGAAUUCCAUUUUUUGUGUACGGUAUGAUCCUGAUUUGAAGAAUUUAUCCAAAUUAAAUUAGUAUGGUCUGCACUCUGCAGUUGCAUGUGUUUAGUAAAAAUAUAGUACUUCGUAUUUGUUUGUUCAAUAAUACAGAUUAACAUUCAAUUUGCUGAGGUAUAAUGGGAAUUGGACCGUUUCAUGCUACUUUUAGUCCAAGUAUAUACUUUAUGUGCAUUAAAUAAAAAAAAAAAUAUACUUUAUGUGCAGUGAUGUUAUAGUAGACUCAGUCAGUGUCUUACUCUUACACUCCACAUAUAUUAUUGUUUUGCAUUUUAUCCUCACAAGUCACAACCAGGCAUGUCUACAGAAAAGAAAAACCUUGCAGAAAUAAUGAAUAGCCAAACAACAUUAUUGUUUCUGCUUAUUGCAGCAAUACUAUGGAUGGCAUCAUUACCAAUGGUAGCUGCACUCCCCAUCACACAGCCUGAAUGUCCAGAGAAUUGUGGAGGUGUGAGUAUUCCUUAUCCAUUUGGUAUCGGAAGUGGUUGCUACCUCGAUCCCUCGUAUGAGAUCAUCUGCAAUUCAUCUUUAACUCCCCCAAAACCUUUUUUACGUUCAUUCAACCUUGAGGUUGAAGAGAUAACGCUAAAAGCUUACUUCUACAGCUCGAAUGAGGAAUCGCAAAGGAUCACGGUGAAAACCCCAGUACAAAGGACCUGUGGUAUCCAAACUGCUAGUAUAAGUAGCCUCGAUUUUGGUGGGACUCCUUAUUGGUUCACAGGGACGGACAAUGUUUUACUAGUGGGGGGAUGUGGAAGCAGUGUGGUCAUGAGGAAUAGAAGCAACGCAAUCCUGGGUGGGUGCAGUUCACUUUGUGAUGAGAGUAUACAUGAUAAGUAUUUCUCUUCUUGUGUUGGCAUCGGGUGUUGCAAAAUUACUUUGAUGGAAAGUGGCUCUCUUGAUCUGUAUCGCUUAGAUGUAUUGAACUUUCUAACGGGGUCUCAUAAUUGCACAAGCACCAAGUUGGUUAGCGAAACCUACAUGAACAAGUUCUAUGUUGAUCCUAGUGAUCCGUAUCAGUUCUCAGCUGUCCCGACAGUGCUAGGCUGGAUGGUCGCAAAUUCUACUGGUAUUAAUAUGCCCUGGGCUGGUGACAACAAGAGGUACUGUCUAAAAUAUAAUUAUACUGCAAAAAUGGAAGAAGGUUUCAUUUGUUUCUGCAAGGAAGGCUACCACGGAAAUCCAUAUAUUCCCUACGGAUGCCAAGUCUCAGAUAAUUGUAAACGAUGCAAACCUGGGAGUUGCUUGCAGAUAAGACCUGAUUCUUUUGUUUGCAAUGGUGAAUUUGAUUUUACCUGGGGGAUAGCCGUUAUCGUGGUUGGUUCUGUCAUUGGCUUAGUGUUGGUAUGCUCUGGUAACAUAUAUGUCUGCUUCAGGAAAAGGAAACUUAUCUUAAUGAAGGAGAAAUUCUUUCAACAAAAUGGCGGUUUAUUACUGAAACAACAACUUGCCUUGUAUGGGGACAAAGAAUCAACAAGAAUAUUCAAGGUCAUCGAGCUAAAGGCAGCCACAAAGAACUACAGUAAAGAAAACAUCCUCGGCAAAGGCGGUUUUGGCACUGUGUACAAAGGUAUUAUAUCAAAUCAGCAAAUAGUCGCGAUAAAAAAAUCAAAGAUAAGUAGUCAGAGUCAAGUUGAGCAAUUCAUCAAUGAGGUGGUCAUCCUAACUCAGAUCAACCACAGAAAUGUGGUUAAACUAUUGGGAUGUUGUUUGGAGACUGAAGUGCCUCUUUUGGUGUAUGAAUAUGUCUCGAAUGGCAACCUAUUCGAGCAUAUUCACGAAAAAGGCGAUGCAACUUGGCUUUCAUGGGAAAAUUGUUUAAGAAUCGCAACAGAGGCUGCUAACGCGAUUGCUUAUCUCCACUCAGCGGCUUCAAUACCUAUAAUACACAGGGAUAUCAAGUCAUCCAACAUUUUAUUGGAUGAUAACUUUACUGCCAAAAUAUCCGACUUUGGAGCCUCGAGACUAGUUCCGAUUGAUCAAAGUCAAGUUACCACUCUAGUUCAAGGUACAUUUGGGUAUCUUGACCCCGAAUACUUCCAAACAAACCACCUGACUGAUAAAAGUGAUGUCUACAGCUUUGGUGUAGUUCUCCUUGAGCUCUUAACAAGGAGAAAACCGCUUUUGUGGGGAACUGGAGUUGAAGAUGGGAAUUUAGCAGCCUAUUUCCUUCAUUCAGUGAGGAACAACCAGUUGUUCGACAUUGUUGAGCCUCGAUUCAUUAAAGAAGCAACUCAGAAGCAACUUACCAUGUUUGCAAAGCUUGCAGAACAAUGUCUUAGUGUAAAAGGUGAAGACAGGCCAUCCAUGAAAGAGGUGGCGAAGGAGUUAGAAGAGUUGAAGACGAAACCUGUCAAUCAUCCGAGGGCUGAGUUGGAUUGUGAUGAGAAUCGUAUCUUAAGUAAUGAACUUAAGGGCCUCUGUAAUGUGCCUUGCAGGAAAGGAAGCGAAGCAUCUCGACUGUUUACAAUGGAGAAGGACAUAAUACUUGAAAUGAGCUCUCCUCGCUAACACUAUUUUUUUUGAUGGAACGAUACAACAAAAGUUAAGAUAGUCUUCUUUCAAGACUGUACCUCUCCUCUCCUCGCUAACGCUUAAUCUUGCAGUAGUUGUCGAUUUACAGGUUUCGUCAGUCUGCCUCUCUAGAAGUCUCUAGAAACAAUAUACAGCGAGAUCGAGUAAUGCAUCAUAUAUUUCUGAGGGGAGGAAUGUUAUGUUGUUAACAAAGUUAGUAGUUGUUUGUUGGAGUUAGCAUUAAGAAUUUGAUUGCCUGUUAGCUUUUGUUGUAUAAAUAAGCUGAAUCAUAGCUUUUAUUUCUCAUCCACAAAGAUUAAUACAAAACCUCAUUUCCCUCUUUCUGAAAUUUUCUAUGAAGUUAUGCCUUUCUCUCCCUUUCAAUCUCAUUUUUGGUCUUCUAUCAUGUUCAUUGGAGAAUUAUUAGCAGUUUAGCUUAGCUCCUGCAAUAUUAGUAUCAGAGCCGAAUUGAUUACAAUGGAUCGAUCUCAGUUCAACAUCAGUUCUUGAAACUAAGAAUUAGUUUGGCUAGAAAUAGAGUCAAACUGUUGAGGAGAUCUGGGUAAGAAAUUGUAAUUGAUUGAUUGCUUGCUCACCUUCAAUUCUAGG